Messenger RNA from Sciurus carolinensis (gray squirrel), 1146 nucleotides. It is a transcript of the gene B3gnt6, whose product is annotated as UDP-GlcNAc:betaGal beta-1,3-N-acetylglucosaminyltransferase 6. The transcript has a single exon. NCBI's taxonomy places the organism in Eukaryota, Metazoa, Chordata, Mammalia, Rodentia, Sciuridae. Bases 1 to 1146 code for a protein of 381 amino acids. The record is from RefSeq and is a predicted model, not a curated record. Gene Ontology annotation, molecular function: hexosyltransferase activity. Gene Ontology annotation, cellular component: membrane.
AUGGCUUUUCCCUGCAGAAGAUCCAUGAAUCCCAAGACUCUGGCCUUCCUUCUGGUGGGUGUGAGUUUCUUGGCACUGCGCAUGUGGCUCCUCCAAGUCCCAAGGUCCCAGCAGGAACAGAAGGGGAAGGGCCCGACGGACCGUCUCCACACUCCCAGGGCUGCGGCACAGCCCCCUACGCUCCACCCGGGGCUCCCGUGCGUGGCCAAUGCCUCAGCGAACAGCACAGCUGACUUCCAGCAGCUGCCGGCGAGGAUCCAAGACUUCCUGCGGUACCGCCACUGCCGCCACUUCCCACUCCUCUGGGACGCGCCGGCCAAGUGUGCCGGCAGCCGCGGGGUCUUCCUGCUCCUGGUGGUGAAGUCGUCACCUGCCAACUAUGAGCGGCGCGAGGUCAUCCGUCGCACGUGGGGACAGGAGCGCAGCUACAGAGCGCGGCGAGUGCGCCGCCUCUUCCUGCUGGGCACCCCAGCGCCGGAGGAGGCCGCGCAGGCGCCGCAGCUCGCGGAGCUUGUGGGCCUGGAGGCGCGCGAGCACGGCGACGUGCUGCAGUGGGCCUUCACUGACACCUUCCUCAACCUCACGCUCAAGCACGUGCACCUGCUCGACUGGCUGGUGGCGCGCUGCCCACUUGCCCGCUUCCUGCUCAGCUGCGACGACGACGUCUUUGUGCACACACCCAACCUGCUUAGCUUUCUAGAGACGCAGUCGCCGGACCGCCACCUCUUCGUCGGGCAGCUCAUGGACGGGUCGGUGCCCAUCCGCGACAGCUGGAGCAAGUACUUUGUGCCCCCGCAGCUCUUCCCAGGGAAGGCCUACCCAUUGUACUGCAGUGGCGGCGGCUUCCUCCUGUCGCGCCACACGGCCCGGGCCCUGCGCACCGCCGCACGCCACACCCCUCUCUUCCCGAUAGACGACGCCUACAUGGGCAUGUGCCUGCAGCGCGCAGGUCUACAGCCUAGCGGACACGAGGGCAUCCGGCCCUUUGGCGUGCAGCUGCCGGGCGCCCAUAAGCUCUCCUUCGACCCCUGCAUGUACCGCGAGCUGCUGCUAGUGCACCGCUUCGUGCCCUACGAGAUGCUGCUCAUGUGGAAGGCACUGCACAACCCCGCGCUGAGCUGUGGCCGGGUACACAGGGUUUCCUGA